GUUACAAGAACAGAAACGUGAUGUGACCUUGUUUUGCUGAAUCAGAUGAGCUUGACUUUUUUUUAACCCUCCCUGGUUGCUGAGGCAUCCGAGACGUACAGAACUGAUGGUUUCCACUCUGUCAGUGGAGGUAAGGGGUCGCCGCCCCGUUGGUGAUCAUGAACGGCACUCAAACGGCUUCUCCCCGCUGCGACUUUGCUCUCUUGGGGAUUUAUCAGCCUAGAAGCGGUCACUAGAGGGUGCCUAAUACCUUGUUAGAUUCCAAUCUGAUAGGUCAGCCAGCGUCGUUAACCCAGAUUCCGAUUGAUAUCAGCCAACCAGCGUCAGUAGCGACCUGACCCUCGAGGAAACUGUCGGUCGUGACGUCCCUGCCGUCCCAUCCAAUACUUGAACCUCAAAGUCCCUUGUCGUUUCUUUUUCCAUCCCGUCCCCCUCUCUUGGGCUCUUGAUACUCUUCACUUGUCUGUCUCUCGCCUCUUUUUUGUUUGCUUUCUCACCUUUCAACAUACGCAAUUUCUUUAUACAAGACUCGCACAACUACUGUCUCGACUCGACCGCGCCGAGACAUACAAACUUUUGGCUGGUUGUUACCCCAACUAUACCUGCGCCUAGGACUUCCAAACCUCUUGCUAGAUGCGCCCGUGAUCGCCUUGACUUUUUAGCACAACCUCACGAUUUGCCUCAACUUGGCCCCAUUGAAAUUUUCUACGACAGUCUUGCAUUGCUUCGCAGCGUAGGCUGCUCGGGUCCCUCCAAUGGACGGCGACGAGCCCACGCAAGCGACGCAGAAUGUUCUGGAUCCGCGCCGUGUCGGGAAGCAGAACUCAGGCUUCUCAGACGAAGAUAUCUCCGACAUAAUAUGCGUCCUCUACCCACACUCUGAUUCUGCCCGUGUCGAACUCGAACGUCUGGUCGGCGAAAACUCCCCACACAUCAUUGGAAAGGACGAAGCGGAUGGCGUCGAACCCGACUAUGCCUUGGAAGACCAGGCAGCCCGUUUUCUCGCCAAUCCAACCGGCACCGGCACCCAUGCCAUCAUCCUACGUCUGUCGUCGCACCUCAAGAACCCGAAGGCCGGCUUUGUCUUUGGUCGAAAUCCUGUGCGAUGCGACGUCGUUUUUGUCAACGAUCCCUUGAAAAGAAUCAGUAACAUUCAUUUCCGGAUUUACGUCAACGAAUAUGGCACUGUCAUGGUUGAGGACCAAUCGACCAACGGUACCAUUGUGGAUGAUCAUCUUUUGACUUCCCACCCUCAAGCCAAGGGAAGAAGUGACCCUCCCAUUAGCAAGUGGGUUUUGAGUUCUGGCUCCAUCAUCAAGAUCUAUCUCCAUAAGGAGGCCCGGGACUUGACUUUCCGAGUCCGUAUACCAAGGCGUGAUAACGAGUAUGACCAAGCAUAUACCGAUAAAGUCGACGAUUUCUUCACACGUCAUGGGCUACCGCGCCAGAAUGAGACCAUCACGCCUGGACCAGGCGGCCACGUUGAUCUCUUCAAGCAACCUGCCCAGACAAAUCUUAGGAGAGAAGAGACCAAUGAGAUAACGCAGCGUACUCCUCAGACGUUGUCUAAAAGAAGAGACGCGCCACGGGAAUGGACGGGGUCCGGAAAAUAUAACAGAACCGGCUCCAUCGGAAAGGGUGCCUUCGCAGUUGUCCACAGGGUCACCUCAAAGUAUGACGGAUUGCCAUAUGCUGCUAAAGAGAUCGAAAAGCGUCGCUUUAUCAAGAACGGUGUCCUUGACCAGAAGGUAGAGAAUGAGAUGAAGAUCAUGCAGCGAGUUAAGCAUCCCCAUAUUGUUCGCUACAUGGAGCACUUUGAAUGGGAUGACCGAUUGCUAAUCAUCAUUAUGGAAUUUGUGCCCGGCGGUGAUUUGGGAAAACUCAUCUCAGACCAAAAGGCUCUGAGGGAGGAUGUUGUCCGAACCAUGUCAGGGCAGCUCUUGGGUGCCUUGGGAUAUCUACACUCCAACAACAUCACUCAUCGCGACGUCAAACCAGACAACAUCCUAAUAAACUCACUCAAUCCAAUUGAUCUCAAGCUCACCGACUUUGGUUUGUCUAAAAUGGUCGACAGCGAACAGACCUUCCUGCGAACGUUUUGUGGCACCUUGCUUUAUUGCGCCCCUGAGGUGUAUACAGAAUAUGCCGAGUAUGAUGACGACGGUGUACGUAGUCGAGGAAAGAAGAUGAGACGUCCACCGGGCCAGAGAUACAACCACGCCGUUGACAUCUGGUCUCUAGGUGGGGUCUUGUUUUAUGCUCUGACUGCGUCACCUCCUUAUCCUGUCAAGAGUGGCAUUAGCUACUCUGAGCUGUUACACAAGAUUAUGACUACCCGGCUGAAUAUCGCACCACUGCAGAGGAAUGAUGUGUCAGAGCAAGCUAUUGACUUCCUCUGCAGAAUGCUCCAGCGCCGGCCAGAAAACCGAGCAACCGUGGCAGAACUCGAAAGCCACCCAUGGUCUUCCGGCGAAGACUCUAUCAUCAACGCUUCACAAUCCUUUGACGAGAUUUCGGAUGACGACAUGUUUGACAACUUUUCCCAGUUGCAACCUAGACACUACGAAGAAGAUAGGGUCAGUGACUCUAUGGGCGAAGAGUCAGAAAAAGAAACCCCGACGGUACCACUAGAAUCGAACCAGCCCAGACUAUUCGGAGAAGUUGGUGUCUCAGCGAUUGGUAGCUCAGGAGUUAUCCCGGAAGAUCAUCUCAACCUCGAGAACAGUAGCAACCCUAGCGCAGACGAGACUGAAAUCCUCCGCAAGGAUGAAGACGAAGCAUAUCAAUCGGAUGAGUUGGUUACGCCCAGGAACAGGAAUCGUCGAACAUAUCGCCAGAAUAACAUUUCAAUGGCACAGAAUCAGUCUGAGGACCAACUUCAGAGUCUGGUUGAGGACGUGGCGUCGCAGAGCCUCGGCGGGAAUGAGCCAAGCCUGCAAGGCCCUGGACAAUCGCGUUAUUCUCUGCAAUCGGCAGAAUUCAAUACUAGUAAACGAAAACCCCCGUCAUAUGAUACAAGCGAUGAGUUCGACAACACACCCCAAGGAAAACCUACAAUGAAAAGACUUAAGUCGGAAGGUAAUAUUGAAGAUCUAGCAAAUGACGUACUUGAGGAGUACAAACUGCUGGUGCAAGUACCAUCUGCCGAGAAGCAGGCUUCAGGGCGUCAAAUCGACAAGCCUUACAACAAGACGUGUUUCUGGGAGCAAGACAAGACAACCUGGCACUUCGACUAUCCGGAGCUCACACAUUUGCAACACAAAGCUUUCGAGCGGGGUGCGGCAGCAAGGAAUGAAAAAUUUGAGCCCGGAAAAUCGCCGUUAUGGGAUCUUGCGAUGAAGUAUUUCUCUCCCGUCUCCAAAGCCGGGUCACAAAUCAACCAAGCUCGACGAAGCUCGCGGACACCUCAGGACACAGCGGCUGAUGAGCCCCUGGAAUUUCCUCCGACUGCCGCCCCGCUUGAGAACUCUCCGAUUCCCGACACUUUGCCUACGCACACGCAGAUAAUCGUCCCUGUCCAGGAAGAUGAGUCCAAUAGACGUGCCAUUGGCGUGCUUGAGUCUCAUCAUGAUUCGUGUGUCCCUGGGAUUAGCAUUCCCAUCAAAGAUACUUUGGUCUCAUUCGGCCGUGGCCCGGCAAAUACUGUGGUCUUCAGAGACAUACAAGAAUCUCGAGUGCCGAAGUAUGCGUUUAAACUGCUGCUUUGGAAAGAAGAUGGCACCUUUGACCCUUCAAAGGAUCCUGACAAAGUCCCUCCUCCUUGGCUUCGAGAUGCCGGAGAUCCGAACGAGUACGGGUUUUACAUCUCGACCAAAGCAUCCGUUGGUAUCAGCAUCAAUGGUUACCAACUUGCUUCUUCUGAUGCCAAAAACCACAGCGGCCCCUCACACCAUUGGGCUCGAAUUUGGAACGGCGACACAGUGAUGAUAUGGGGCGAUAGAAAGAGCACGCAGACAAAACUCGUAUUUCAGUGUUUCUGGGGUGCCUCGUCACAGGCGCGUGAGGAGAACCAAGGCCUACAACUCGCAUCUCCAUCACUCUCCCAGAGGCUUGACGCUGCGUGUCAGAAGGCGGAGAAGCGGAUCAAGGAGGUCAUCGAGAAGAAGAAGAUUAAGGAUGCAAUCAACGCUGAUCUACGGGAACGUACAGAAAACAUUGAAAGAGAACAAGAACGAAGUCGCGCUUUCGAGAAGAAGCGAAAAGAGGCCAUCGCUUAUCUUGACUCUAGACAAACCCCUUUGUCGCGAAUGGCUUCGCCGGCAAGCGCACCAGGAACGAGUAACUAUCGUGAACCUCUGAUGUUUCGCAUGAGCUCUGACAACAACCUCUCGAUCCAGUGACGAAGCGCAACAUACAUAUACGAUUUGCUAGAGGAGCGUGUGUAUUUACUUAAGUCUUCGGUCCUUGAACUGUUGCCACGGACACGGAGUUAUGAUUUCUUUUCUUUUUCCUUGGCAUUUCUGGCGGGCAUAUGGGCUAAGCACGAGAAUUGGCUGGUACUAUAGGAAACUAUGAGGAUGACGAACGCUACUUACAGCUAGAUUCGUGAUUCUUCUCGGCGAAAGGGGCUUAUCUGGAUGGAGAUAGAUCCUGCUAUCAUGGCAUCUUGGAGGAGUAUAUGUGGGAAAAUGCAGAACAUACUACAUAGAAAAUGAUAUAUCUUGUAAUUGAAGACUUUGCGCAUCUCUCCUA
This is a messenger RNA of Fusarium odoratissimum NRRL 54006, 4692 nucleotides long. Its product is annotated as serine/threonine protein kinase. Gene Ontology annotation, biological process: autophagy; peptidyl-serine phosphorylation. NCBI's taxonomy places the organism in Eukaryota, Fungi, Ascomycota, Sordariomycetes, Hypocreales, Nectriaceae. Gene Ontology annotation, cellular component: cytoplasm. The coding region runs from base 756 to 4340 and encodes 1194 amino acids. The record is from RefSeq and is a predicted model, not a curated record. Gene Ontology annotation, molecular function: protein serine/threonine kinase activity; protein binding; ATP binding. The transcript is spliced from 3 exons.